UAUUCGCUUUUAUGACGAGUUAACCGUCUUCAUUUUCCCGCGGAUGAAAUUAACAUUUUCAUCGAUCAGGUCCUUGUGAUAUUCCGCAUGCGCAAGCUAAAUGUAUGCAUCUGACUAGUUAUAUUGUUAUUUGUAAGUUCCUUUUUGCCGUUUGGUUUUAUUAAGAAUUAAACUGUUUAAAACAUCAGUCUUAUGGCACCAGGUUUUCAACCUACUCUACAGCCCUGUACUAUCGAAAUAAGAGUGCCUUUUGAGGAUUAUCAUUCCUUUGCAUCUUUGUGAAGAGAAAGGAGAGCAAUUAUGAGCGUUGUUGCAAAGGGCUGCUUGGCCUGGUUUGAAGUGAGCCGGGUUAACCCACUGCUCACUGGAUCCACUCAAUCCAGUCCAAGUAGCAGAAGGAUGACGAAGCAAAGAGAUGACCAAUCAGGAGCUGCUGCCCUUUGGAGACAAACCAUUCGACUUGUAGCACACUCCAGCAUCUGCAUCAAGUCUGAAAGCAGAGCCUUAACUUUAGCAGAAUCCACUAAAAGACUGCUUCAACUCCAUCCUUGCUCCAUUCAACUUGGACGCACAAAAUAACCUUUUACUGACAAAAAGGAGUUAACACGCCCGCGCUUUCUGCUCGGAAGAAUUACCCUCUUCAUGAAAAAGACAAGUAUUUCGCCUUUAAGAGUUUUGCUCCCCCCAGUUGAAGUUUUAUAAUGACCAUGACUACGAUAGCUGACGGUUUGGAAGCCCCGGACUCUAAAUCUGCUUUCAUGGAGUUUGGCCAGCAAUCCCAGCAGAGCUCUCCGGUCAUGUCUCACGGUCACUACCCGGUGCAUUGCCUGCACUCAGGAGGACACUCACACCAGCACGACAGCUCGUAUCCGGCCGCCAACACUUACAACAGAUCUUUACCUUAUCCCUACAUGAGUCACUCUCAUCAUAGUCCCUACCUGCCGUCCUACCACAGCAACACCACUGGCAGCCAGACACGUUUAGACGAGACAGAACAACAAAAGACAACAGUGAUUGAAAAUGGGGAGAUCCGCUUUAAUGGGAAAGGGAAAAAGAUCCGCAAGCCUCGCACUAUUUAUUCCAGUCUGCAGCUGCAAGCGUUAAAUCAUCGUUUCCAGCAGACUCAAUACCUGGCUUUACCAGAGAGAGCUGAGCUGGCCGCGUCGCUGGGGCUCACACAGACACAGGUGAAGAUCUGGUUCCAGAACAAACGCUCAAAGUUCAAGAAAUUGAUGAAGCAGGGCGGGAAUCCACUUGAGAAUGAUUCUGUGCCAGGUUCGGCUGCUCUCUCCCCUCGUUCUCCGGCUAUGCCACCAGUGUGGGACAUCUCAGCUUCGGCCAAAGGUGUUAACAUGGCUCCGAACAAUUAUAUGGCUGGUUAUUCCCCCUGGUACUCCACGACCCACCAGGAGACAGUGCAAAGGCAAAUGAUGUGACAGUCCAAGGCCAGUAACUCACUUUGGACAGAACACAAUGGGGUAAGAGGGAGCCCGUUGUUUGGCAAUGCCCAGGUGCCCCGCGACCAUUUCGGAUGGGAGAUCUAGCAACGAUUUUCAGUUGCUAAGUGCUAUGUUAAAACAAACUGGUAGUAGGCGGAAAAGGAGAACUGGUCAGUGACUGUAGACAUUACAAGAGUCGCCACUGCAUAUCCAAUGACCACAAAUACGAAUGCAAAAUGGGAGAUUUGAUGCUGAUUUUAAAGCAGCAUGGUUUCGUGAUGCUGAGACGCACUGGAAGCUUAUAAAAUUACAACUUGUAUGUAUAUAUUGUUUAAUUUUCAGUUGUACAUAGUUUAUAUGUUUUAAGUCUCUUUCAUACUGAGUAAUAAAUCAUAAAAUCA
Chiloscyllium plagiosum (whitespotted bambooshark) is the source of this 1840-nucleotide messenger RNA. RefSeq names its product distal-less homeobox 6a (gene dlx6a). The record is from RefSeq and is a predicted model, not a curated record. NCBI's taxonomy places the organism in Eukaryota, Metazoa, Chordata, Chondrichthyes, Orectolobiformes, Hemiscylliidae. Gene Ontology annotation, molecular function: RNA polymerase II cis-regulatory region sequence-specific DNA binding; DNA-binding transcription factor activity, RNA polymerase II-specific. Gene Ontology annotation, biological process: cell differentiation; embryo development; regulation of transcription by RNA polymerase II.